Molecule: messenger RNA, 2118 nt
Organism: Amaranthus tricolor (Joseph's coat)
Lineage: Eukaryota; Viridiplantae; Streptophyta; Magnoliopsida; Caryophyllales; Amaranthaceae
Product: cell division protein FtsZ homolog 2-1, chloroplastic
Exons: 8
Coding region: 408-1862 (484 amino acids)
Biological process (GO): chloroplast fission
Cellular component (GO): chloroplast; cytoplasm
Molecular function (GO): GTPase activity; GTP binding
Source: RefSeq, a predicted model, not a curated record
ACCCUCUCAACGAUGCUUAUGAAACUGCAAGUCUUUUCUCUAAUGUAAUCCAUUUUUGUGCCCCACAUUAUAUGCAUUUGGUUCUUUAUCUUUCAAUCAUUUGUUAGAAUUGUAGAUAUUAAGAUAGAUUGAUUAGCUGAUUUGUUUCUCUCUUUUCCUUUUAUUUGUUGAAAUUUCUUGGUUAAUGCCAAAAUCCAAAAUACUUCACAAUAUAAAGAACAAAGGUAAAGGAAAAAGAUAAAUAGAAGAAUAGCCCCAUUUUGAAAAAUUCACCUCCCAAAUGCUCUGCAAUUCUCCAAGGUUUUGAAUUAGGAAGUAUGUCUUUGCUGUUUGGUAAAAUUAUUGUGUGAGGAAUUGUAUUGUUGUAGAAUAAUACUUGCUUGAGUGGCACACAACUGAAUUUUGAUAUGGCAACUUGUGGGUCACAAUCUCUUAUUGUUUCUGAUGCCGGAAGCUCGAGGGGGGUGUUGACUGUUCUUGGAAGAAGACUCCCAAUAGAGAGUCAAUUGGGUAGAGUGAAUUCCAUCAGGGUUUUUGAUGAAAGGAAUGGUUCAUGGGUGAAUAACCACAAAAUGGUAGUAUCGUGUUCGGCCAAGUUCAUGUGUUCGUCUAACUCACACAGUAUAAGUAGAUCUAAUAACAAUGACCAGUUUCUUAAUCUCCACCCUGAAAUUUCAUUGCUUAGAGGGGGUGAUGUGAAUAGCCCAAGGAAUAAUGGUCCGAGCGAAAGUGUGAUGGAUAGCUUGAGAGAACCAUCCAAGGGCAACAAUUAUAAUGAAGCUACGAUAAAAGUUAUUGGAGUAGGGGGCGGUGGUUCAAAUGCUGUUAAUCGAAUGAUAGAGAGUUCCAUGAAAGGUGUUGAGUUUUGGAUUGUUAAUACGGAUAUUCAGGCAAUGAGAAUGUCUCCUAUUUACCCAGAGAACCACUUGCAAAUUGGUCAAGAGCUCACUCGAGGUCUAGGAGCUGGAGGUAACCCGGAGAUAGGAAUGAAUGCAGCUAAAGAAAGCAAAGAAGUAAUAGAAGAGGCUCUUCAUGGCUCGGACAUGGUCUUUGUGACGGCUGGCAUGGGUGGUGGCACUGGAACUGGUGCAGCACCUGUAAUUGCAGGGAUUGCAAAGUCAAUGGGUAUCUUGACUGUUGGCAUCGUGACAACCCCAUUCUCUUUCGAGGGGAGGAGGAGGGCAGUUCAGGCGCAAGAAGGAACUGCUGCAUUGAGAGAGAACGUUGACACUCUCAUCGUCAUUCCAAAUGACAAAUUAUUGACUGCAGUCUCCCCAAACACACCUGUUACAGAAGCUUUUAACCUAGCUGAUGAUAUAUUACGUCAGGGUGUUCGGGGCAUCUCUGAUAUCAUCACGAUUCCUGGUCUUGUGAAUGUGGAUUUUGCGGAUGUGCGUGCAAUAAUGGCAGAUGCUGGCUCUUCAUUGAUGGGGAUAGGAACUGCCACUGGUAAAACCCGGGCAAGAGAUGCUGCCCUCAACGCCAUCCAGUCUCCACUACUAGAUAUUGGCAUAGAACGAGCCACUGGAAUUGUGUGGAAUAUAACUGGUGGAACUGAUUUAACUCUAUUUGAGGUCAAUGCUGCAGCAGAAGUUAUAUAUGAUCUAGUAGAUCCAACAGCCAAUCUUAUAUUUGGAGCCGUGAUAGACCCGUCACUUAGUGGUCAGGUCAGCAUAACUCUAAUAGCAACCGGAUUCAAACGUCAGGAAGAUGGUGAGAGCAUGCCAGUCCAGGUAAGUCAGCAAACACAGGCAGAUGUUGGCUACGGUUUUAACAGACGGCCAUCUUUCAACGAAAGUAGCUCAGUGGAGAUCCCGGAGUUUUUGAGGAAGAAAGGGCGAUCACGUUAUCCUAGAGCAUGAUUCAUACAUCAAGCUCGAUUAAUCUGUAAUCCUCGAAAUACUUCUCUAUUCAAUCUAGAUAUAUAGUUUCUUUUUGUAGGUAGAACGAUUACUCCUUCGUUUGCUGGUUUCUAGCUCGUACAUAACGGCCAUUUCCUUGUUUGAGUUUUAGGGUUUUGAAAUAAUGUAGCUUUACGUUCUUAUGUAUAUCUUGAAAAGUUCAAUUCGUUGCGCUUGCUGUGAACUGUGAUAAAUAGGAAAAUAUAAAAUUAUACCA